AUGUCUACGCCCAAGCUAGAUGCUAACCAGUUAGCAAGACAGCGUAAGAAGAUAGAGAAGGACAGAAGAAGAAAACAAUACGAUGAUCUUCAAGUCCAGGGCACCAACAACUCAUCGAUCGUAUCCAAGAGAUCGGUAGAGAUGUUGUAUACCAAAGAAAUCAGUCCCGAGAUGGGAGAGUGGUUUAAAUUCUUUGUUCCCAAGCCCAAGAGAAGAUCACCUGCGAUCAACCGUGGAUAUUGGAUCAGAAUGGAGUCAAUAAGGCAAAUGGUUUUGCGUAUCAUAGAAAAGAAUCUCGACAAGGAGAUCAAUGUGGUAAACUUGGGAUGCGGGUUUGAUCCCUUACCUUUUCAGCUCUUAAAUUCAUUCAAAGAAACGGGCAGUAAGGUCAAGGUGAAUUUCUUGGACUUUGACUAUCCCGAAUUAAUUGAGAAUAAGCUGCGGAUGAUAAAGGAGUCUCCCGAAAUUUGCACCCUCAUCAAUUAUCACGAAAGCGUCAAGGCUGAGGAGAAAGAAGUGGGGAUUGUGCUCUCCACUGAAAAUUACAAACUUGUUGGGUGUGACUUGAAAGAUGAAAAAUUGUACAGAAAACAGAUCGACUACCUCUUGAGCCCCCAGUCAGUGAACAUAUUUAUUGCCGAGGUGUCCUUGGCAUACAUGAAGCCCGAAUUUGCCAAUGCUAUCAUUGACCACUCCAGCCUGGUGGCCAACUCCCAUUUCAUUAUUUUGGAGCAAAUCUUGCCCGAUACUAAAUAUUGUGCGUUUGCUCAGAAAAUGAUGUAUCACUUCAAUCACUUGAGGUCGCCCUUGCAGUGUGUGGAGUCAUAUCCGCUUCCACAAGACCAAAUCCGGCGAUUCCACCAAUACUAUCCUCAUGUUGAAAUAAAAAAUUUACUCGGAAACUGGUUAUUUUUGGUGGAUGAGAACACCCGGUCCAAGUGGGAAGAGUUUAUUAUUUUCUGCCAGCACUAUGUGAUAGUGCAUGCAUCCAACAUGGCACAAAUGAUAUAUGACGGACCCGCACCAGCGGACCCCGAGCCGCUCGUGGUGGAUGACACCGUGAAAUUCUCGCUUGAAUCCGAGUUGCAGGUUGCUGUCAAGUUUCCUGCGGUCGAAACGGUGGGUUCUACAUUGGUGGUCCACGGAGGGUUGGACCAGACCAGAACCGACCGCAGUGUGUCGUAUUCCAACGGGCAGGUGGCCGAGAUGGAGGUGGGUGGCGACGUUCCCAGCCCCCGGAUGUGUCACACCCUCACGGCAAUCAACGGCCAGGAUGCAUUGUUGAUUGGGGGCCGGUCUAGACCAGGACAGCUUCUCGCAGACGUAUACAGGUUGCGCCACGGCCAAACUUGGGAGCAGAUGCCCUCUUUGGCCGACCCCAGAGCCCGCCAUUCCGCUGUCAGAAUAGGCAACGAGGUGCUCGUAUUCGGAGGUCUCCAACAGGCGGGGGAUCUCUUUGUUAUGUACGGAGAAAAUAGUCGUCGCUUGAAUGUGGUGGGAGACCCUAUUGUUAAUUUGGACAGUUGUGCCAUGGCAUACAACGGGGAGUUUGGAGUGAUUGUGGGAGGAAUGGAGAAUCCAGACCAUCCGUGGGUCAGCAGCAAGCUCUACAAAUUCACCAUCGACGGCGACACGGUACGGGUGCAAAAGGUGAUGGAGCAUCCACAAUUUGCCAGAAUUGGUGCCAAGUGUUUGUUAACCCAGAAUAAGCUCUUGAUAAUUGGGGGGGUUUCGACCCACGACAUUGUUCGUCGCAGCCACCAGGUGAUUACCCUCGCCCUCCCACAUGUCUUGGAAUGGCAGGAAAAUAACCCUAUUAUUAAGACGGUUGAGAUCCCUGAAUCCAUUUACGUUGCGCACCCACCAGUAUUCAUCGGGUUCGGGGUAGUUGAGGUUGCGCAUCCGGGUGAGAAUGCGGUGGGUGCGCCAGCAUCUGCAAGGGAAUUCUUGGUGCUAGCGGGUGGCGCAGUGUGCUACUCGUUUGGCAGUUGUUACAAUAGCGUCUAUAGACUCAACAUCAGCUAA
This is a messenger RNA of Suhomyces tanzawaensis NRRL Y-17324, 2025 nucleotides long. Its product is annotated as tRNA methyltransferase. Gene Ontology annotation, biological process: wybutosine biosynthetic process; tRNA methylation. NCBI's taxonomy places the organism in Eukaryota, Fungi, Ascomycota, Pichiomycetes, Serinales, Debaryomycetaceae. The coding region runs from base 1 to 2025 and encodes 674 amino acids. The record is from RefSeq and is a predicted model, not a curated record. Gene Ontology annotation, molecular function: protein binding; tRNA methyltransferase activity. The transcript is spliced from 2 exons.